Messenger RNA from Mycena citricolor, 3621 nucleotides. NCBI's taxonomy places the organism in Eukaryota, Fungi, Basidiomycota, Agaricomycetes, Agaricales, Mycenaceae. The record is from the annotation of a GenBank genome assembly.
UCUCUCUCCCCCACCUACUGCUUGGUCUCCUUAGCUGGACUUGGGGGAUCCUUGCCACUACGCCUUCCCAAGAAGAAUUCGUGGGCAAUUUCUUCAGCAAACAUGUCACAGACGGAAGCACGUCGAAUCACACUAAUAACUGGGCCGUUCUCGUCUGUUCCUCGCGUUAUUGGUUCAAUUACCGAUUCAGCACAUGGCCAACGCGUUGGGAAUGUACCGGACUGUGAAACGUUUGGGCAUCCCGGACUCAAACAUCAUCCUGAUGUUAGCCGACGACGCGGCGUGUAACACGCGUAAUCGAUUUCCUGGCAGCGUCUACGCCAAUCCAGGUCGCGGACUCGACUUGUAUGGGGACAACAUUGAAGUAGAUUAUCGUGGCUACGAGGUGACAGUGGAAAACUUCAUUCGCGUUCUAACCGGACGGAUGGAACCCUCUGUUCCUCGUUCUAAACGGCUGUUGACUGAUGCGCAUUCCAACAUCUUCGUUUAUAUGACUGGUCAUGGCGGUAAUGAAUUCCUCAAGUUCCAGGACAACGAAGAGAUCAGUGCCUUUGAUAUCGCAGACGCGUUCGAGCAGAUGUAUCAGAAGAAGAGGUACAAUGAGAUCUUCUUCAUGAUCGACACUUGCCAGGCCAAUACGAUGUAUUCCAAGUUCUAUUCACCCAAUAUACUUGCUACCGGAUCCUCCAAGUUAGAUCAGAGCUCAUACUCUUAUGAAAACGAUGCAGACAUCGGAGUCUCUGUCAUUGAUCGUUUCACUCACUACGUUCUGGAAUUCAUGGAGGGCAUCAACAAGACUUCGCAGGAUACCGUAGCUGACUUGUUUGCGUCUUACGAUCCGGAAAAAAUACAGUCAGAUCCGGGUGUUCGAUCGGACCUGUUCCGUCGUCCUCUCGACCAAGUUCGACUGACCGACUUCCUUGGCGGUGUCGCACAAGUCGAAGUUGGCGAACAGGCUGUCCUCGAUCCGGCCUGGGGUCCAGGCGAUGAAGAAUUGCAACCCCCACCUAUCUUCUCAUCACAAGCUGUGAAUCAAACACUGGUCCAGUCGUCCUCGUCAAUCUUGGACAGCACACGCACAUCGUUAGAUGCCUCUUGGCGUGCUUGGGCUGGUGUUCUGCUAGUCGGCGGACUUGUAGGUUGGUCGUGCCAGAGGAGAUAGAUGUAUCGAUAUUCAUUAUAUAUUAUUGGACAACCGCAACAUUCGCCACAAGUUUCGGACUGGAGUAUACUACAGUCGAGGAACGCAAGGGAACGAACGAUCAAGAGCAGAUCAGCGGCUAUCAGCUGUCAGAUGUUUGUCGCGAUGUCGUUUCGCUCUCUCCUCCGAUAGUCCUAUGCACAGUCCAAGCCUCGCAAUCUACAUGCCUUUCGCUGUAAUUCAACAUCACUUUCGCAAUGCAUACGCUGGGCAUUCGACUUAGACUUUCCUACCUCGUCUCCCAACUCAAAACUUCAUUCGGAUCCGAACUGCUGUAAUGUUCACUGACCAUGAAGCCACGGAUAGUUGGCAUCAUUGACAGAAAAUAUACGGUGUCGGCAACAGUGUUUCGGCAGGUCUUCGUCUAUUGGGGUUUGGGAAGCACAAGUCAAGUGGAAAACGCGAUCCGAACAGCGCCAUUCUGGUGGAAGUGCGGCUUCAGUAUCGAGGGGAAAGGGUGAACUAUCCGCUUUACAGUUAUGAGACAUCAUGAUUCGGGACGGUUCGUGAUCACAUUACAGAUGGCAUGUAAGAACUGGCAGUGCUCAUGGAUCCGUCGUGUUGGACAUCUUGUCAGGCUGCCUACGAACAGCUGAAAAGAUGUCAUCCGCAUCCCUGCUGUCCCUGGUUCUUUCCUCGCCUCUUUCUCUUUCUCUUCUUGCUUCCUCGCUUGUCCGUUUCAUUCAUUCUUCGUCCUUUCUUUCUCUCCGUGGGAGUCUCCGCCAGCGUCGUGCAUCUAUUUGAUUCGCCUCUGGUGCUGGGUUUGCUGUUGUAACGUUCCAUCGGCCGUGCCAUUUUGAAUUCGGGCUUUAUCCACCAACAUCCAAAUGCUAUCCAACGUAGAAGCCAGACUUUGGUCCACUUAUGCCCACAUAACUCGCAACCGAAUAACAAACACGUUUUUCGUCCUUUCUCUACUGCUGUGUUUCGCUCAGGGUGUGAUUCAAUCACUCCUAUACGCAUUGGACGGACGGUUCGCAGGAGUGUUUAGCGAGAUUGGGAAGGCUGCCGAGAUACCACCGAGGAACUUUACGUAUCUGGAUCGAACGAACGAACACUACACCAUACGCAUGUGCAAUGACAUCCCGCACGGGCAAGCACUGAAUCCAUGUACGGUCAUCUUCGACUCCGGGAAUACCUCAAGCUCCUCAGAGGACGUGCAGACCGACUUGGUUGACCCGCAGACCGUGUUGCAAGACCUGAUCAAGGGAUUCUCCGUCGAAACUAACUACGAUUUUGGUGGCUCCAACGGUGUGCAGCUGCACUCAGCCUCAUCCAGCCUUGUGCUCAACAAGCAGUGCACCCAGAUACUUAGCUACCCGCAGCAAGUUCUCAAAAAUGCGGCGCGGGAAGAUUUGACGUUCAUUUUCCUGCAAUUCUGGUUACUCGGCGUCUCUGUCUAUGCUCUGGGCAACCAUUCAGUCCCGCAUCUGUUGACUGUGCUGUCCACUCGUUUGCUCAUAACAAUCUGGAGCAUCUACGUCGUGUCUUACCGGUCGCACAAACAAAGCACGAUAUUUUCGGCGACUGUCUCAGCUGCGGGCACCCCGUGCGGAGUGGAUAUGUUCCCUACUUUCUUUCAGACCCGCAGCGGAUACUAUAUCGCCGAUGCCGCUUUGAGUGUGCUGGGCUUGUUGUCGCUGGCUGCUCUAUCUUGGAGGUUGUUGAGAAUAUUCAACGAUGAGCGAGUAGCAGCUUCUCAUGCCCUGAAUCGGCUCGUUAACGAUCCGUUCCAGUUCUUCAUGGCCGUGCAAGCUUGUCUUCAGAUGGAAGUGUUUGUGCUUGUGGCAGCCACCAGCUUGUGGGUCGACGUACUCGCUACCUCGAGUAUCCGCAAGCUCUCAGCACAUACGAACCUGUAUGAUGCCCUGAUUAUCGCCACGACGGUCAUCCUUAUUCCUUGGAUCUCAUUGGGAUGGUACGGUGUUCGACGAGAGCAUCGGGCGAUGAUGGUGUCGUUCCUGGUUCUGGCGUUUGUCCUUUUGGCUGGGUGGUCAUGCAUGUUCUAUUCAAUUGUCUUCCGCUGGUCUUUGCUCCAGUGGCCUUAUCUGGCCUGCCUCACUACUGCUUCGUUCAUUUUGAUCAUAGCAAGUGGCGUUCUGGGGACGAUCUGCUGGCGCAACUUUGAUCAAGGUCUUGCCGAAUACCUCAACGCCGAAGAGGCUCUCGCCUCCUCGAACUUUGCCCCGGAAGUCUUCAAGCGAGGCAAGGACGACCAUACUCUUUACAAUGUCGACAAAGGCGCUUUUUACACUUACGACGAGCCCAAGUUACCCCAGGCGACAUUCCAGGGCGCACCGCCCCAGUCUUCUCACCAUGCGCGCUCUGCUUCGCUCUUCACUCCGGAUAUGUCACCCGUGCCAGGCCCUCUGCGAGGUCCUCCACCGACAUAUGAUCGACCGUACAUUCCACCUUUUUGA